AUGUCGCGCCGGGUGUUUGCGCGGAACAUGAGCGGCGAGAUCUCGUCCACGUGGCGCGGCGGCGGCUCGGAGGCCAACACGAUGGGCGUCAACGUCGUCACGUUCGGCGCCACCGGGAUCUUAGGCAUGCACGUCCACCACCUCUGCUGCUACCACGGCUUCACCAGCAUCCUGCCCUUUCGCUUCCGCGCCGGCCUUGCGAGCGGGGUGCGGACGCUGCGCAUGGCCGGCGACGGCACCGUCGGGCAGAACUUCGACACCGACUACGAGAUCGACAAGGAGUUCGUCGUGAAGUCCAUCUUAGAGAAGGUCGACAACGUCGUUAACGUCGUCGGCGCCUGGCAGGAGCCGGCCGUGUACGAGAACAGCCAGUCGUGGUUCUCGAUGGAGGCGAUCAACGUGGAGUGGCCGCGCAUGCUGGCGCGCUGGUGCCGCGAGUUGGGCAUCCUCCGCCUCACGCACAUGUCGAUGGUCGGCGCGGACCUAAACAGCCCCUCGAAGCUGCUCCGCCAGAAGCGUGCGGCGGAGCUGGCGGUGCUCGAGGAGUUUCCCACAGCCACCAUCAUCCGCGGAACAGACAUCUUUGCCGAGAACGACUUCAGCUACUCCAAGUACCUCAAGGCCCAGCGCUUGCUGAAGAUUGUGCCGGUCCCAAACCACGGCCAGCGCAUCCACCAGCCCGUCUUCGCCGGCGACUUAGCAGAGGCUGCGUGCCGCUCCAUUCUCCUCGAUCACACGGAGGGGCGCAUCGCAGAGUUGGGGGGACCGGUGCGGUUCACAACGAACGACCUGUUGCGCUGGUGUUCGGAGUGCAAUGGCCAGCUGCACCUGACGUGGCACAUGCCGACUUGGAUGUGGCGUAUUGGGUGUGCGCUGAACGAGCGGCUUCCGCUGCAUCAGGGCUUUGCCUUGGGCACGCGGGCACCGGCGUGGAACAAGGACUGGCUUGAUCGCCAGUUUCUUGACAACUGCGCCACUCCGGAGCGUGAUCCAGACAUGUUAGACUGGGAGGAUUUUGGCAUUCCCCGCGAGGAUCUGUACAGAAUGGAGGAGAAGUACUUUAUUACUUCGACGAUGUGGUCGAAGGAUGCGCCGUACCUGGACUUCGCCACGCGCAUGUAG
This is a messenger RNA of Trypanosoma conorhini, 1122 nucleotides long. RefSeq names its product NADH dehydrogenase (ubiquinone) 1 alpha subcomplex 9. The coding region runs from base 1 to 1122 and encodes 373 amino acids. NCBI's taxonomy places the organism in Eukaryota, Euglenozoa, Kinetoplastea, Trypanosomatida, Trypanosomatidae. The record is from RefSeq and is a predicted model, not a curated record. Gene Ontology annotation, cellular component: mitochondrion. The transcript has a single exon. Gene Ontology annotation, molecular function: protein-containing complex binding.